Sapajus apella (tufted capuchin) is the source of this 3582-nucleotide messenger RNA. It is a transcript of the gene RBAK, whose product is annotated as RB associated KRAB zinc finger. The record is from RefSeq and is a predicted model, not a curated record. The transcript is spliced from 3 exons. Lineage: Eukaryota; Metazoa; Chordata; Mammalia; Primates; Cebidae. Gene Ontology annotation, molecular function: DNA-binding transcription factor activity, RNA polymerase II-specific; RNA polymerase II cis-regulatory region sequence-specific DNA binding. Gene Ontology annotation, biological process: regulation of transcription by RNA polymerase II. The coding region runs from base 860 to 3007 and encodes 715 amino acids. Gene Ontology annotation, cellular component: nucleus.
CCCAUCUUGGCCUUCCAAAGUGCUGGGAUUAUAAGCAUGAACCACCAUGCCCAGCCCCAACCUCUUAAAAAUUGAAGCUGCUUCAUUUUUACCAUUGGUACUUUUUACACCUCAUCAUAUUCUUCUUCCCCUUCAUCCCAUAGAAUACACAAUUCAUCUUUAACAACUUCAGGUUAACUGAGUCUGUGAAGCCUAAUCUAAUGACAUAAAGUUAAAAUAAUUUGAUUCUCUUUUGUUAAAUCAUUCUGCCCCUUGUCUACAUUACUCUAAUAACAGCUUUGGACAUUCAUUCAUUUAAUGAAUAUUCAUUGCUGCAAGAAUGAGAUGUUUAAGGUAAAACUCAGCCAUGCAGAUAGCCGGAAGCCACUGGCUGUGAGAAUCAAAGAGCCAAAAGAAUGAGGAGCUGAAACAUUGAGAGCCCCAGAGCAGCGAGUUAGGAAGAAGGAGACCUGGAACUGAGUGGUGGGCACUCCAUCCUGAAGAGGUCCAGGAGAAGGGGCAAGUCUGGCAGCAAAGGAGACUGAAAGAAGUGACAAGGAGUGAAAUGCUCAUGUUUGUUUAUGUGUUUAUCCCCUUAUCAGGUUGUCAGCUUUUUGAGAGCAGUCAUGGUGUUUCACUCAUCUUAUAUCCCAAAAACUCAGCUCAGUUGCAAAAUAAGAACUCAGUUGUGUUUUGAGUUUUUAUUUUUGUGGGGUUUUAUAUGUAUAUAUAUUAAGGACCCCAAGGAAUAUGUGUUUCUAAUAUGAUUUCGCUUCCACAGUCUGUAACAUGAGGUAUACAAUGUUCAUGGUUAACUUUACCAGCAAGCUUUGUAAAAUGUUAUCCCCUUAUUUCUUUUCCACAUCUCCCAAUUCUGAUCAUGUUGCCAUUACAGGGGCCAGUGUCAUUCAAAGACGUGGCAGUGGACUUCACCCAGGAGGAGUGGCAGCAACUGGACCCUGAUGAGAAGAUAACAUACAGGGAUGUGAUGCUGGAGAACUAUAGCCAUCUUGUUUCUGUGGGAUGUGAUAUCACCAAGCCAAAUGUCAUCGUUAAGUUGGAGCAGGGAGAAGAGCCAUGGAUAACGGAAGAUGAAUUUCCAUGUCAGCAUAGUCCAGAAGUCUGGAAAGUUGAUGACCUAAUAGAGAGAAUCCAAGAAAAUGAAGACAAACAUUCAAGGCCCGCUGUUUGUAUCGACAACAAAACCCUGACUGAAGAGAAGGAGAAUACCUUUGGUCAAACCUAUAUGGAAACAAGCCUUGUUCCUUCAAGCAUAAUAGCUCAUAAUUGUGUCUCUUGUGGAAAGAAUUUAGAAUCUAUUUCAGAAUUAAUUAGUAGUGAUGGAAGCUAUGCCAGGACAAAACCUGACGAGUGUAAUGAAUGUGAGAAAACAUAUCAUGGAGAGAAAACAUAUGAAUUUAAUCAAAAUGGGGAUACCUGUUCUCAAAGUGAAGAAAAUAUUCUUCAGAAAAUUAAUAUUUUGGAGAAACCCUUUGAGUAUAAUGAAUGCAUGGAAGCCUUAGACAAUGAAGCUGUUUUUAUUGCUCAUAAGAGAGCUUACAUAGGGGAGAAGCCCUAUGAGUGGAAUGAUUCUGAACCAGACUUCAUGCAGAUGUCAAAUUUUAGUGCAUAUCAGAGAACACAAAUGGAAAUGAAGCCCUUUGAAUGCAGUGAAUGUGGAAAAUCCUUCUGUAAAAAGUCAAAAUUCAUCAUUCAUCAGAGAGCUCACACAGGAGAGAAACCUUAUGAAUGUAAUGUAUGUGGGAAAUCUUUCAGCCAAAAGGGAACCCUCACUGUGCAUCGGAGAUCACACUUAGAGGAGAAGCCCUAUAAAUGUAAUGAAUGUGGGAAAACCUUUUGUCAGAAAUUACACCUUACUCAACACCUAAGAACUCAUUCAGGAGAGAAACCCUAUGAAUGUAGUGAAUGUGGGAAAACCUUCUGCCAAAAGACACAUCUCACCCUACACCAGAGGAAUCAUUCAGGAGAGAGGCCCUAUCCAUGUAACGAAUGUGGGAAAUCUUUCUCCCGCAAGUCUGCACUCAGUGACCAUCAGAGAACUCACACAGGGGAGAAACUUUAUAAAUGUAAUGAAUGCGGGAAAUCCUACUACCGAAAGUCUACCCUGAUUACACAUCAGAGAACACACACAGGAGAGAAGCCCUAUCAGUGUAGUGAGUGUGGGAAGUUCUUUUCUCGGGUGUCAUACCUCACUAUACAUUAUAGAAGUCAUUUAGAAGAGAAACCCUACGAAUGUAAUGAAUGUGGCAAAACCUUCAAUUUAAAUUCAGCCUUCAUUAGACAUCGGAAAGUACACACAGAAGAGAAAUCUCAUGAAUGCAGUGAAUGUGGAAAGUUCUCUCAGUUGUCGUAUCUCACCAACCAUCAUACAGCUCAUUUGGGAGAGAAACCUUAUGAAUGUAAUGAAUGUGGGAAAGCCUUCCUUGUAAACUCAGCCUUCGAUGGGCACCAGUCGCUUCCAAAAGGGGAGAAAUCCUAUGAAUGUAAUAUAUGUGGAAAGUUAUUCUCUGAGUUAUCAUACUAUACUGAACAUUAUAGAAGUCAUUCUGAAGAGAAACCUUAUGGAUGUAGUGAAUGUGGGAAAACCUUUUCCCAUAAUUCAUCCCUCUUUAGACAUCAAAGAGUACACACAGGUGAGAAACCCUAUGAGUGUUACGAAUGUGGAAAAUUCUUCUCUCAGAAAUCAUAUCUCACUAUACAUCAUCGAAUUCAUUCAGGAGAGAAACCCUAUGAAUGUAGUAAAUGUGGAAAAGUCUUCUCUCGGAUGUCAAACCUCACCGUCCACUACAGAAGCCAUUCAGGAGAGAAACCCUAUGAAUGUAAUGAAUGUGGGAAAGUCUUUUCUCAGAAGUCAUACCUCACUGUACACUAUAGAACUCAUUCAGGAGAGAAACCCUAUGAAUGUAAUGAAUGUGGGAAAAAAUUCCACCACAGAUCAGCCUUCAAUAGCCAUCAGAGAAUUCAUAGAAGAGGAAAUAUGAAUGUACUUGAUGUGGAAAAUCUCUGAAGUCAGAUCUCAAUUUUUAGAAAAUUCUCUGAAUAGGAUGAAUAUGGGAAAUCCAAUAGGAAGUCAAAGAGCUUAUCUGAGAGUUCAUGUUCCUGAAUGGUGAGAAGCAUUUAGGUGUUAGAUUCAUUUUAAUCUGAAUUUUCACAGAGAAGAAUCCCUAAGAAUGUAACAAGAAGGAAAGCCUUCAGCAACAUACGACUCAUUGGACACUAGAUAAUUUAUGCAGGAGUGAAGUUUUAUAAAUAUUUAAUAUUUAUUUUGGAUUCAAAUUGUAUUUACAUAUCAGGGAAUCAUACAAAGGUAAAAUCUGUCAAUAUGGUGAAUGUGGAAAAUGGAUUGUCUUGGAAAUUGUUCUGCUAGAAGCCAUAUUUCUGAUGUAAAAUCAGGUGUUUAUAGGAAAGAUCCCAGAGACUAUAAGUUCUGAAUAAACCUUCAUUGUAUAAAAUGAAGUUUUUAAAUUAUCAGGAGUUGAUCAUGAGGACAGUAGCAUUAAAUAAGUAUAUGGCCAUUUUUUAUCAUGUUUUAAAAAUGCAAUCUAAUGGUAAUUCUAUGCAAGCUUGGAUUUGGAUGACUUA